AUGUCGCGCACAUCGGCAGGCUUUGCGGACUUCUUUCCAACUGCCCCAUCCGUCCUUCAACAAAAAAGAGUCAGAGCGCCGCGAGAGCGAUCUCGCUCCGAGGAUCGACCCAAGGAUCAACUUCAUGACCAGAAUGGCAAUGGACAAUUGCCCUGGUCUCCUGGGACAAACGCAGCCAACAUUUUUACGAAUGACAGCCCACCUGACGUAUCAGUAUCGGAAACCGGUACGGGUCUAGAGAAACCCGGAUGCAAACUCGUUGGAGAAACGAACACGGGCAUAACGGGUACGGAUUCAUCUAUUUUAAGUGCAUCGCUUGCUCAGUGUCGUGCAACGCAGGUGAACGAGGCACAGUUCGAUAAUCUCACACCGGUCACCAACGCAGAGUCUCCGCCUCGCAAGUUGAGUCCUCGUCAAUCCAAGUUCGUUGAAGUGGCCGAAUACGAAUCGAAUAAGUUUGCAACCGAUGAAUUAAAACUUGCUGCUACUCCCCUCCAUACACCGCCAACUCCACGGUCGCAAACUUCGCGCAGUGGUGUCAUCAAGGGUUGUAAGUUGGUCUACGACCCCGAUCUUGAGAAAAGAUCGUCAAAGGAAAAGAGAAGAAAGCCACAAUAUGUGGACUUUGUGGUGAAUGAGCAAGACAGCUGUUCACCAGACCCGCGCCUGAGUAUUUUGAAUUACACACGAGGUGCUGGCUGUAAGCAGAAGACGAAAUACCGGCCGGCUCCUUAUAGACUGAAACAGUGGCCAUAUGAUGCUGCAACCACUAUCGGUCCUGGGCCCCCCGUCCAAAUAGUGGUCACUGGCUUCGAUCCCCUGACCCCAGUUGCUCCAAUAAAUGCGCUUUUUUCAAGCUUCGGUGAGAUUUCAGAGAUAAAUAACCGCACAGACCCUAUCACAGGGCGAUUUCUUGGAGUAUGCUCAGUCAAGUACAAAGACAGCACCUCUUUUCGCGGUUCCGGGCCAAUGCCAGCGGCAACCGCGGCCAGACGAGCCUACUUUGAAUGCAAGAAGGAGCAACGGAUUGGGACACGAAGGAUCAGGGUUGAACUAGAUCGACAUGGUGCUGUCUCAGACAGAAUUGUCGCAAGGGCCAUUGAGUCUCAGCGAAUGGGACAUAAGAAAAACGAAGUUGGAGAAGAGGCAAGAAUUGAGCCUCAAGCAAAAAAGAAUGAACCACCGCCGACAGCGCCCAAAGGCCCUUCAAGAUCUUCCACGCGUGCGAUACCCGCCAUACCCGAAGGCCCAAGAGCGAGCUUUCUCAAGCCUGCCAUGCCCUCUCUGAUAGAGGAAACACCCAUACUAGGGCAAAUCAAGCGGGAUCCAUAUAUCUUCAUCGCACACUGCUACGUUCCUGUUUUAAGCACAACAAUUCCGCAUCUGAAGAAAAGACUCAAAUUAUUCGACUGGAAAGACAUUCGGUGCGAUAAAACUGGGUACUAUAUCAUCUUCGAGAAUUCUAGGCGCGGUGAGGAGGAAACCGAGCGUUGUUUCAAAGUAUGCCAUAUGAAGCCUCUUUUUACUUAUAUCAUGAAUAUGGAGAGCCAGCCUUAUGGAAAUCCCAACUAUGAGCGAAGUCCGAGCCCAGAACGACUCCACGCAGAGCGACGGGAACGGGCAGAGAGAGAGAGGCUGAAAAAAGAAGCGGAUUUGGAUCUCGAGGAAGAAAAGAAACAGCGAGCGAUCGAUUUGGAUCCAUGCAGGGAAGUUCUGGCUCUCAUUGUCCGCGAUUUGAAAGAUAAGCUUCUCGAGGAUGUGAAAUCGCGCAUCGCCGCCCCAACAUUAUAUGACUAUCUCGACCCUGACAGACAUGCGUCAAGAAGGCGAGCUCUAGGCAUUCCUGACCCUGAGGGGAUCAGAAGACAUACUUUCCGACUUGACGUUGAUACCUUCGGUUCGAACAAUUCUCAGUCUUCUCUACCAGAUGGCCGUUCGUUCAGCCCGUAUGGCCUUAACAUACUUGCGCUCCCACGCAUCAGAAAAGCUCAUCGUUUGAACCGUGCCGAUGCUGCCUUCUUAGACGAGAGGCGUAAGCAGCCUGUCCGAAGAAAGGAAGUUCGACCUCUCUAUCACAGACUACAGCAGUUGCAUGAUGUCGACGACUCUGAUGAGGACCAACGUACUCCAUCCACAAGGGAUAUUGAUGAACAGGACAGUCGUCCACCGAGUCGGAUGAGUUCCAGAUCUUCAAUUUCCGAUGACGGUGAGGAAUCAGAACCCUUGGAUGGACUAGCUUCCCAAGAUAAAAGGCAUGAAGCGCGGCUCCUAGGCUUGGAAUAUGGAGAUAACGGCACCGUGCUUAACGAUACAGCAGAUGGGUAUUCUCGGCAGGAUUCACCCGGUCUCUCCUCUACACGCAAAAGGAAACGGGCUGCAGAAGAAAUUGAAGUGCGUAAAAGACCUAAGGAGAGCGAACGAUUGGACUCAGAUCCCUCUGUGGGGACUGAAGAUAAGUUGUUCUACGGGGCUUUUCGUCACUCGGAAACUGUUGAACUCGGUGCUGUGGAGCCAGAAAACCUCGCUGGAAUCGGGGAUACAUUCCUGGGUCCAUUGGAAGACAGAUCGAUCAAGGAGGACGGUGACCACGAGAGACUCUCGGAUGUAGAAAGGCUUCAGAUCAAGUCUGCCAUACGAGGAGCAAAUCUCGACGUCCAGCCACCAUUACUUGACGAACCCUCUAAUGCAAAGAGCCAUGAAGACCCGGUAACAGAGAUCGAAUGGGGGGUGUCUAAUGAUGAACCUCGUCCGACAGUUGAUGAUGAUGAAACCAUAAUUUUGGACUUGGACGGCUGGCAGAAUCUCAUCAAGGAUGAGGAGGAUUUGUGCUUCCUUCGCCAUGUCCUGGCCGGGCAGUCAAGAUCCAAGGUUGGGAAUCUAUCAGCAUGGGCGUGGAGACAGAAAGAGAUCAAAGCUCUCAACCGUCCCGGUGAGAGUGGGCCUGUCCACCAAGAGACUAGGAUACCAGACUACUACGUUUGCAACCUCACUGGAGCUGCUCGGACUGAAGGAAGAAAGAGGAUCUUGGAGUCGGAAAAGUCGAAAUAUCUACCUCACCGUAUCAAAGUUCAGAAGGCCCGAGAAGAACGAGAGGCCAACGCAAAGAGCGAUCCUCAUGCUUCUGCUGCAGAAGCCGCUAGGAUCUCCGCGGCGAAGACAAUAUCUAAGUCCACUUCGAGGUCGACAAGGGUCAAUAAUCGCAGGUUGGUUGCAGACAUCAACGCGCAAAAACAGGCACUCCCUAUGCAAGGUGGAGAUGGUGAUGUUCUCCGUUUCAACCAGUUGAAGAAACGAAAGAAGCCAGUGCGCUUUGCUCGGUCAGCGAUUCACAAUUGGGGUCUCUACGCGGAGGAGAACAUAUCAGCGAAUGAUAUGAUCAUCGAGUAUGUUGGUGAAAAGGUGCGACAGCAGGUGGCAGACAUGAGAGAGAGGCAGUACUUGAAGAGCGGGAUUGGUAGCAGCUACCUUUUCCGAAUCGAUGAGAAUACUGUUAUAGAUGCCACCAAGAGAGGGGGUAUCGCUCGGUUCAUCAACCAUAGCUGUACUCCUAAUUGCACUGCAAAGAUCAUCAAGGUCGAUGGUAGCAAGAGAAUUGUUAUAUAUGCGCUCAGGGACAUUGAAAGAGAUGAAGAGCUGACCUACGACUACAAAUUCGAAAGGGAAUGGGACAGCGACGACAGAAUUCCCUGCCUUUGUGGUUCGACUGGUUGCAAAGGGUUUCUUAAUUAA
This is a messenger RNA of Aspergillus thermomutatus, 3729 nucleotides long. RefSeq names its product histone methyltransferase SET1 (gene set1). Gene Ontology annotation, molecular function: histone H3K4 methyltransferase activity; nucleic acid binding; protein binding. Bases 1 to 3729 code for a protein of 1242 amino acids. NCBI's taxonomy places the organism in Eukaryota, Fungi, Ascomycota, Eurotiomycetes, Eurotiales, Aspergillaceae. Gene Ontology annotation, cellular component: Set1C/COMPASS complex. The transcript has 2 exons. The record is from RefSeq and is a predicted model, not a curated record.